AUGGCUACUCCAAUGGAUUCCGUGCUACUUAUUGGGGGAUCUGGGUUUUUGGGUCUUCAUUUGAUCCAGCAAUUCUGGGAAGAGUCACCAAGACCUGAUAUACACGUAUUUGAUAUCCGUCCAUUGCCUGAAAAGAUAUCCAAGUAUUUUACCUUUGAUCCAAGCAGAAUAAUUGUCCAUGUUGGUGACUUGACUUCCGAGGAGGAUGUGAAGAAGGCCAUUGAGGUUUCUAAACCAACAGUCAUUGUCCACUCUGCAUCUCCUAUCCAUGGGUUAGGCCAAGAAAUUUACGAGAAAGUUAACAUCCAUGGUACGUCCAAUUUAAUCAAGUGUGCUAAGGAAAUGGGGAUAAGAGCUCUGGUUUAUACCUCCUCUGCAGGGGUUAUUUUCAAUGGUGAGGAUGUUCACAAUGCUGACGAGACUUGGCCGAUUCCGGAUGUUCCAAUGGACGGUUAUAAUGAAACCAAAGCCAUUGCUGAAAAUAUGGUCUUAGAAGCAAACUCACCAAAGGAGAAUUUCUACACGGUGGCAUUAAGACCAGCAGGUAUAUUUGGCCCGGGUGACAGACAACUGGUUCCCGGUCUAAGGCAAGUUCUCAAAAAUGGCCAAACAAAGUUUCAGGUUGGUAAUAACGAUAAUCUAUUUGAUUGGACAUACGCUGGUAAUGUUGCUGAUUCACAUAUCCUAGCAGCAAAGAAGAUUCUCGAUCCUGCCACGGUUGAUCAGGUUGGUGGGGAAAAAUUUUUUGUUACCAACGAUACCCCAUCUUAUUUUUGGACUCUAGCAAGGACUGUUUGGAAAGCUGAUGGUCAUGUUGACAAUUUCAAUAUUGUGUUGAGCAGACCUGUUGCUAUUGCAGUUGGUUACCUAUCUGAAUUUUUUUCGAAACUCGUUGGGAAAGAACCCGGUCUAACACCAUUUAGAGUUAAGAUCGUUUGUGCAUAUAGAUACCAUAACAUUACUAAGGCGAAAACUGUUUUAGGAUAUAAGCCAAAGGUUGGAUUGGAACAAGGUAUUAGAUACACUUUAGAUUGGAUGGACGAAACUAAUGCAGAGUAA
Molecule: messenger RNA, 1059 nt
Organism: Pichia kudriavzevii
Lineage: Eukaryota; Fungi; Ascomycota; Pichiomycetes; Pichiales; Pichiaceae
Exons: 1
Coding region: 1-1059 (352 amino acids)
Biological process (GO): steroid biosynthetic process
Molecular function (GO): 3-beta-hydroxy-Delta5-steroid dehydrogenase (NAD+) activity
Source: RefSeq, a predicted model, not a curated record